CGACCCGCCAUGCCGCCGCCCGCGCCCGCCGCCGCCCUGGGCGCGGCGCUGCUGCUGCUGCUGCUCGCCUCGGAGUACGCGCACACCGUGAUGCUGCGAGCGCGCGAGGCGGCGCAGUUCCUGCGGCCCCGGCAGCGGCGCGCCAACCACGUCUUCGAGGAGGCCAAGCAGGGCCACCUGGAGCGCGAGUGCAUCGAGGAGAUGUGCAGCAAGGAGGAGGCCCGCGAGGUGUUCGAGAACGACCCCGAGACGGACUAUUUCUACCCACGCUACCUGGAUUGCAUCAGCAAAUACGGGUCUCCAUACGUCAAGAGCCCAGACUUCGUGGCCUGUGCACAGAACCUCCCUGAUCAGUGCUCUCCAAACCCCUGUGACAGUGACAGGACUCUGCUCUGCCAAGACCUCAAGGGCAACUUCUUCUGCCAGUGCCGAAAGGGCUGGGGCGGGCGACUGUGCGACUCAGACAUCAACGAGUGUGACCGGGACAACGGGGGCUGCUCGCAGAUCUGCUACAACCGUCCUGGUAGCUUCCACUGCGCCUGCUACAGUGGCUACGCACUGGCCCCCAACAGCAAGACCUGCCAAGAUGUGGACGAGUGUGCGGAUACUGGCACGUGUGGGGAUGCCCGCUGCAAGAACCUACCUGGUUCCUACUCCUGCCUGUGCGAGGAGGGGUUCACUUUCAGUGCCCAGGACAAGGGCUGCCAAGAUGUGGACGAGUGUGCCCAGGGCCGCUGUGAGCAGUCCUGCACCAACAGCCCCGGAAGCUACUCCUGCCACUGUGAUGGCCGCGGCGGCCUCAAGCUAUCUCAGGACAUGAACGCCUGUGAGGACAUCCUGCCCUGUGUGCCUUUCGCCGUGGCCAGGAGCGUCAAGUCCCUGUACCUGGGCCGCAUGUUCAGCGGGACGCCUGUCAUCCGCCUGCGCUUCAAGCGGCUGCAGCCUACACGGUUUAUGACAGAGUUCGAGUUCAGGACCUUUGACCCCGAGGGUGUGCUCUUCUUCGCGGGGGGUCACCAAGACAACAGCUGGAUCAUCCUGGGUCUGCGGGCUGGCCGGCUGGAGCUGCAGCUACACUACCAGGGAGUGGGCCGCGUCACGAGCAGCGGGCCCCUCAUCAGUCACGGCGCAUGGCAGACGAUCUCGGUGGAGGAGUUGGAGCGGAACCUGGUGGUGAAGGUGAACAAGGAUGCGGUGAUGAAGAUUGCCGUGCCAGGGGACCUGUUUCAGCUGCACCGCGGCCUGUACCAGCUGAACCUCACUGUGGGCGGCGUCCCCUUCAGUGACAAGGACCUGGUCGAACCAAUGAACGCCCGAUUGGACGGCUGUCUGCGCAGCUGGAACUGGGUGAACGGUGAGGACGCUGCGGUGCAGGAGACCGUGCGGGCCAACACCCGCAUGCAGUGCCUGUCAGCCACCGAGCGUGGCUCCUUCUUCCCGGGCAGUGGCUUCGCCUACUACGACCUGCGCUACGCUCGGACAUCCCCAGACGUCGGGACUGAGACAACCUGGGGGAUAGAGGUCGUGGCUCGCAUCCGGCCUGCCACGGACACGGGGGUGCUGCUGGCGCUGGUGGGCGAGCACCAGGCCGUGGCCCUCUCGGUGGCCCUCGUGGACUACCACUCCACCAAGAAGCUCAAGAAGCAGCUGGUGGUGCUGGCCGUGGAGAAUGUGCCCCUGGCGCUGAUGGAGAUCAAGGUGUGUGACGGGCAGGAGCACGUGCUGGCCGUGUCCGUGAGCCGCGCCCAGGCCUCGUUGGAGGUGGACGGCACGCGCGGACAGAGCGAGGUGAGCCCUGCGGGGCUGCAGGAGAGACUGGCCGUCCUGGAGAGACACCUGCAGGGCUCGGUGCGCACCUUCGUCGGGGGACUGCCAGAGGUGCCAGUGACCUCCACGCCCGUCACGGCCUUCUACCGCGGCUGCAUGACGCUUGAGGUCAACCACAAGGAGCUGGACCUGGACGAGGCCGUCUACAAGCACAGCGACAUCCUGUCCCACUCCUGCCCGCCGGUGGCACCCGCGGGCUCCUAACCCCAGGCCACAGGACACGUGGUUCGUGUCCACGGACCACCCCCCUGGGGACAGAGACUAGCUGACCCGGGCCUGCGGGAGCAGUGCCACACGAAGCCUGGGGGGCCCCUCUUUCAGCACCUGUGUGAAUGGCCGAGCACAGACCAGUGUGGCCGGCAGCACCCCACAGACACUGCAGACUGCAGGGAAGAAGUCUGUUAUUUUUAUUACCAAACGCUUCUUCCUGAUCGGAACUCUGGGAAAAUUACAUAUUUACAGCCAUGUUUUUAA
Molecule: messenger RNA, 2301 nt
Organism: Suncus etruscus (white-toothed pygmy shrew)
Lineage: Eukaryota; Metazoa; Chordata; Mammalia; Eulipotyphla; Soricidae
Gene: GAS6
Product: growth arrest specific 6
Exons: 15
Coding region: 10-2031 (673 amino acids)
Cellular component (GO): extracellular region
Molecular function (GO): calcium ion binding
Source: RefSeq, a predicted model, not a curated record